This is a messenger RNA of Penaeus chinensis, 2104 nucleotides long. It is a transcript of the gene Sse, whose product is annotated as separin-like. Gene Ontology annotation, cellular component: nucleus; mitotic spindle; cytoplasm. The transcript is spliced from 12 exons. The coding region runs from base 128 to 1852 and encodes 574 amino acids. Lineage: Eukaryota; Metazoa; Arthropoda; Malacostraca; Decapoda; Penaeidae. Gene Ontology annotation, biological process: proteolysis; meiotic chromosome separation. The record is from RefSeq and is a predicted model, not a curated record. Gene Ontology annotation, molecular function: cysteine-type endopeptidase activity.
CAGAGUGUGAGGAGGAUCUUCUGGCUACACGAAUUGAAAACAAAUUUGAAAGAAAAUGUUAAUAUGAUCAAUUAUUUGACAACCCAGCGACUUAUUUUCGAAGUUGAACGCCUUUAGACCAUUAAAGAUGGUAUCAACCAUGGAAAGUUUGACUGCAGAGAUCUUACAAGGUAUGGGUGUUGGAUCACUUGCUGAAGUGGCAGCAACCUUACCGAGUGCUCUUACGACAGAUGUAAACAUCAGUGCUGCUGAAAUGGAGCUCAAAGCUGGCCGGAUAGAGGAAGCCUUUCACCAGCUGUCUCUCUCACACUCAACUCUCCUUCACCACCGGAUGGCACAGCGACUUCAUAAACCAAAUAAAAACAAGACAGAUGAUGAAGGAUACGAUAGUGAUUUGAACUCUCUUUCUGUUGACAAUGAGAAGAUAACAUUAGCCACCACCAAGAAAGAGGGUACAAUUGAUUUACUACAAAAACUUCCCUCAGAUUGGACCAUAGUACAAAUAACUUCAGCCAACGUGGGAGAGUGCAAUCUUCGAAAAAUAGGCGAUCAUCCUCCAACACCUCGGUUAUACAUAUCCCGCUGCACCUGUGGUCCACAGCCAACAAUUGCCAUACAGACAGUGGCAGCUCCAAGAGACAAGGGUGUACGAGGGAUCUUAGAGGAGAUUGAGCUUAUCAAAGAGGAGAAUAAACUCAUUAACCGUGACUUCAGAAAGCAGGUGCAGAAGUAUCAUGCCAAGCGGGAAGAGCUGAACAACAGAUUAAAGUGUGUUGUAAAGACUAUGGAAGUAGCUUGGCUGAAACACUGGUCUUGCUUAUUGCCUGGAGGUUUGGAGCCCAGAGAUCAACAGGUACUGAAGGACACCACACAGCGUAUUCUAAGUAACUACAAGGGCUGUCUAACAGAAAAUCAACAGCUCUUAUUGCAGUACAUGAUAAGCUGCCCAACACCAGAGAAAGCAGGGAACACUGAAGGAGGCUCAGGAACAAGCCUGAGAGCUGGCAUUGCUGUUAUUCUGGGAGAGUCAGUCAGGAGUCAGAUUGUGAAGAAUUUGUAUGCAGCUAUCCAGAGUGAGGAGGCAUCACUGGAGCAGUUACGUAAAGCUCCUAGAAACCCGGUUAUACUUAUCAUUGACAAGAGUGUUGUUACAUUACCUUGGGAGAUGAUGUGGGUGAUGCAUGACCAGCCAGUGACAAGGAUGCCCAGCCUGAGGAUGCUGGUUCUUUUGUAUCAGCAUCACUCUUGUCGAGCCAAUAGUGUUCUUGUCCAAGGAGUAGAUUCAAGUAAGGGUUUCUUCCUAGUUGACCCUGACAGUAACCUACCCAGUACUCAGGAACGUGUCAAGGGCCCUCUAGCAGAGACAGGUUGGCAAGGUAUCACAGCUCGAAGACCGACACAUGACGAGUUCAGGGAAGCUAUAUCAGCAAAUGAUUUGUUUGUGUACAUUGGUCAUGGAUCAGGGAGUCAGUACUUGCCAGGGGAACUAGUUGAGAGGUCUGAGUGUCGAGCCCUUGCUCUGCUCUAUGGAUGUUCCUCAGUCAGGCUAGCUCCAAGGGGUCGUAUACCUGACCCUUGGGGUGUUGUCCUGAAUUACCUCAUUGCUUAUUGUCCAUGUGUUGUUGGAAUGCUGUGGGAUGUGACAGACAAAGACACAGACAACCUGACUCUGGAGAUGUUACGAGCCAUACAAGGCAUUAAUGGCGUCCCAGGAUCCCCACUAGCAAACCCACCCUCCGACAUCCCACUGUUAGUUGCUCGAUCGCGGUCCAUUUGCCGCUGGUACCUAACUGCUGCUGCACUCACUGUGUAUGGGCUACCUCUCCACGUGGUCAACAGUAAUCGUGAAUAAUCUGAUUUUUACGAACUGAUUUUAUUACAUAUUUGGAAAUGAAUAUCUUCUGAAAGAUACUAUAUUUUUUUUUCACAUUCUCAGGAAUUUACAGCAGGAAUGUGAAUUUGUAAAUAUUUGCAAGUAUUUUUGUAUUCUUUUCUCUCUGUCUCUAUGUUUCUCUGUCUCUCUGUCUCUCUGUCUCUCUGUCUCUCUCUGUCUCUCUCUGUCUCUCUCUGUCUCUCUCUGUCUCUCUCUGUCUCUCUCUGUCUC